Molecule: messenger RNA, 1287 nt
Organism: Verticillium dahliae VdLs.17
Lineage: Eukaryota; Fungi; Ascomycota; Sordariomycetes; Glomerellales; Plectosphaerellaceae
Product: N-acetylgalactosamine-6-sulfatase
Exons: 3
Coding region: 1-1287 (428 amino acids)
Source: RefSeq, a predicted model, not a curated record
AUGGCCGCCGAAAUCCGACCAAACAUUAUUUUCAUCAUGGCGGAUGAUCAUGCUGCCAAAUCCAUCUCAUGUUACGGAGCUGGUAUCAACAACACGCCGAAUCUAGACCGACUCACCAACGAGGGAGAAGGUGCCGAACACGAGCCUACGGGGUUUGAUUCCUGGAGUAUGGUUCCUGGUCAGGGAGAGUACUGGGAUCCUCAGUUCAUUCAGUCGUGGGGUACUUCCGUAGUCCCCGGGCGCGCCACAGAUAUCAUUACAGACAAGUGCAUUGACUGGAUGGAGAAGCGCGACAAGUCUCGGCCAUUCUUUCUCAUGUGUCAUCACAAGGCGCCACACCGAAGCUGGGAGUACGACGAGAAACACAAGGAUCUCUACAAGGACCCCAUUCGGCUUCCAGACACCUUUUCCGACGACUACAAGAACCGUGCCAGGGCGGCCACUGUCGCAAAGAUGAGGGUUGCAGACGAUUUGACCUACACAGACCUGGGCAUCGUGCAACCUGAAGGUCCAAGGAGUAAGGUCGGGUCAAAAAUGAUCGACAGGUGGUGGUGGAACGAUGGAAAGAUUCCCAAUCCUGACGAUGUUACAGGUCUGAGGCUUAUCUGCAAAGAGACGGGCGAAGUCUUCACAUUCACAACAAAACAGGGGCUAACCGAGUUCAAGUUCCAUAGAUACAUGCAACGUUAUCUCCGCACAAUACAGAGCAUAGAUGACAACGUCGGACGUAUGCUGGACUGGCUCGAUGCCGAAGGGCUAACGGAGAAUACCGUCGUCGUAUAUACGUCAGACCAGGGAUUCUUUUUAGGCGAGCACGGUUGGUUCGACAAGCGAUUUAUGUACGAGGAAAGCUUCCAGAUGCCUUUCAUGAUUCGUUACCCACCAACUAUCCAGCCAAAGUCGGUCUGCAACGACAUUAUCUGCAACGUUGAUUUCGCGCCAACCUUCCUCGACCUAGCAAAAGUUCGCAUCCCUACGUACAUCAUUCACGAGGCAUAUGCGCACUAUGGUGUCCGAGAUCAGCGCUACAAACUCAUUUACUGGUACAAUGAAGACUUUGGCCUCAAAGGCACACGACCCGGCGGGGAGGAAAAGGAAUGGGAGCUCUUCGACUGUGAAGAGGAUCCCCUGGAACUGUUUAACUGCUAUCAUGAACCUCGAUACGAGGACACAGUUCGGAGGAUGACCAGGAUGCUGGAGGACAAGAUGGCAGAGAUUGGUGAUGAGCCAGUGCACACCAGACUAAGCCUCAAGCUCAGGAAUGGUACCUCACACGCUGCGGUGUAA